Molecule: messenger RNA, 898 nt
Organism: Salarias fasciatus (jewelled blenny)
Lineage: Eukaryota; Metazoa; Chordata; Actinopteri; Blenniiformes; Blenniidae
Product: ubiquitin-conjugating enzyme E2 L3-like
Exons: 4
Coding region: 90-554 (154 amino acids)
Source: RefSeq, a predicted model, not a curated record
ACCUUCCACAUCACCUGAAGAAGAAGUGGAGGCGGAAGGAGGAGAACCAGGAAGACGAAGAAGAAGAAGAAAAGAAAGUCGGCACCACAAUGGCUGCAAGCAGGAGACUAGGCAAGGAGCUGGAUGACUUUCUGAAGGGAGGAAUGAAGCAGUUCCGCAACAUCCACGUGGACGAAACAAAUAUUUUUACCUGGCAAGGACUCAUCGUUCCUGACUGUCCUCCGUACGAUAAAGGAGCCUUUCGGAUCGAGAUCGUCUUCCCGGCGGAGUACCCCUUCAAGCCCCCCAAGAUCACCUUCAAGACAAAGAUUUACCACCCCAACAUCGACGAGAAGGGGCAGGUGUGCCUGCCCAUCAUCAGCGUGGACAACUGGAAGCCCGCCACGAAAACCAACAAUGUCAUCCAGUGCCUGGUGGCCCUGGUGAACCUGCCCCAGCCGGAGCACCCGCUGCGGGCCGACCUGGCCGAGGAGUACACUAAAGACCGCGCCAAGUUCAUGAAGAACGCCGAGGAGUUCACAAAGAAACACAGCGAGAAGCGGCCCGUAGACUGAUGGCGCGACGACACUGACCCCACCUGCCACGACCCCCCCACCCCCACCCCGACCCUCCUCCCCCCCACCCCACAGAGUUCUGCCUGCAUUGUUUAGCACUCUCCAACCACUCCUUCCUAGAGGCUCAUGUUUUGUUUGACUUUGCCAAAAAAAAAAAAGAAGAGAAAAAAAAACAAAAAAAGAGGGGAAAAAAUAGGAAAAAAUGACUUAAAAAGCAGGACUUUUUGGGUGAACGUCCAGGCUCCGGCCUCCAGGUGUCACCUUUAGCUUGUUUUUGACUUCUUUCUACUGAUUUCUUUUUAAAAAAAAAAAUUAUUAAUCUCAGAAAAAAGGUCGGAGGAGGC